GCUGGCAACCUGCUGUGGCAAUCGGAAAUACAACCCUCAGGGAGAAACAUAUGUACACAACACCUAUCUGAAAAGUAUUAAUACAACAUUUUUGGAAAGUUGUUUUGGUUGGCGUUGAAUUAACCGACAGCAACAGCAGCUGAGGAUAUAGCGAAGCACCUAAAUCGGCCGAGAUGGGGAGCAUCGAAAAGGCGUGUAUAUCCGGAUUUCUGUGCCGACUGUGUUCCGAGAUGCACCGAACAGUAAUUCAUAUUUAUAGUGAUCAUGGCCAGCGUUUGUGUCUUGUUGAGAAAAUCAACGGCUACUUACCAAUAACAAUUUCUCCGACUGAUCCCUUGCCAAAAACCAUAUGCAAAACGUGUCUUCAUCGCGUGGAACAGCAUUAUUCGCUGCUAAUGCGACUGACAAGAAUGCGUGAGGAGCGGAAAUUUAAGUUAAUAGAGUGCAAACCUCAGAAAUCCUCGAUAUCCAGUGUGGAGUCGGACGAGGAAGUGAGAAAUCAACCCUCGAUUCACGAAUUCUCGGAUGAGGAGGAGCAAGCGGGUCGCCGCAACGAGUCGGGUAAUACCGAGACCGAAUCAUCAACUGGCCCACAGACCCAGGAAUCCCAAUCCCCCAAGUCAACAGAGACUGUAGUGCCCACACCAAACAGCAGCGAAAGCCACGAUGAUAGUGGUGCUGGCCCCAGCAAUAGAGACCCAAAAGAGACUGGCACCACGGGCAGAGGCACGGGCAGCACCACCCAGGAAGGAGCCCACGUAGAUUAAUGACUGCCUAACCUCGUCUCUGGUCGGUGAACUAUAUAUACCAGUACUUGACUAUGUAUAUAUAGACACAGUUGUGUGUACGUACGUUUAGAUUGGAAUAAAAUAAGCAUUUUAUUUAAUUAA
This is a messenger RNA of Drosophila suzukii, 890 nucleotides long. Lineage: Eukaryota; Metazoa; Arthropoda; Insecta; Diptera; Drosophilidae. The record is from RefSeq and is a predicted model, not a curated record.